AUGUUCAAUCAUAAAAGGAGCGUGAAUAUUGUUAGACGUAGAGGUUUUUCUUCUGAACCGCAAUACUUCGAUAUUAGGGCCUCAUCACCGAACUCUACUUGUCGCCAUACAAAACAAAGUCCCAUACUCGUUGUUGACGAACUAGGAUAUCUGUGUAAUUAUUUUAAUCUCCUGACAAAUAGUUGUUGCCCGUUUCAAAACUUAACACAGCGCUUUUUUUGUCAUUCAUGCAAAUCUAAUUACUGCUGUUCUAUUUACGAACAUUGUGUUUCUUGCUGCCUCAAUCCAAUUAAUAAAUCCCUGUGGGAUAAAGUUCAAAGUCUUAGUGCUAACUAUAAACGUCAUCUACAAUUAGCUACAGAUGCAUUCGAAUUUUGUAUAGCAGUUUGUAGAACUUCUUCACUAAGUGUCUUGCAUGAAAAUCGGUACCGCAAUUUGGAAGAACUUUAUUGCUUUGGGCUGAAAAGUUCAAAUACUCCAACACACUGA
Schistosoma intercalatum is the source of this 489-nucleotide messenger RNA. The record is from the annotation of a GenBank genome assembly. NCBI's taxonomy places the organism in Eukaryota, Metazoa, Platyhelminthes, Trematoda, Strigeidida, Schistosomatidae.